Molecule: messenger RNA, 2801 nt
Organism: Saccostrea cuccullata (small rock oyster)
Lineage: Eukaryota; Metazoa; Mollusca; Bivalvia; Ostreida; Ostreidae
Exons: 6
Molecular function (GO): zinc ion binding
Source: RefSeq, a predicted model, not a curated record
GCUGGAUACCUGGUCCAGCAACGCACAGACACCCGGGAUUUAACCGGACUUCCGGGGUACGCCAGGGUGAUGCAGGCUACAGGACUAGAGAAGACUCAAAUUAUUCAUACAAGAAAAUCACGUGAAUCCCGAGACGAAGGCUAUCACAGCAGUGAACGACCUAAGACGUACACGAAGGAGAGAGAACCAAAGACAUUCCGAGAACCAAUCAGUUACAGAAUUCCGGAACCCAGAUCCCGAGUUAUAAUGACAAACAAAGGCAAAAAACCACUCACAAACGGUCUGAUUCCUUUACCGGAAACAGAUCGGUCAAUUGAGGCACCCAAAGAUGUCGAAAAAGUAGAUUUCAGAGCAAAGGAACCCAAGGAAAAGAAAGAAAGAGAGCCGAUUAGUUUCAGGGAACCAAUCAAAAAGAAGGCAGCAGAGAAGCCCAAUCAAAUGGAAGGGAAAACACCACGUGACGCGCCUCCAGCAGCAGAAGUAGCUAGGAAUAUUCCGGAUUUGCCAAUUCUUCCCAGAGCUUCUCUUAGGAUUGAUGACCUUAAAGAUGACUUCUUAACUUGUGAAGUGUGCAAGUCUGAAUAUGACGAAAAGGAACACACGCCACGAGUAUUGCCAUGUCUGCACACGUUCUGUAACCGUUGCCUCGAAAAACAUGUCAGGGAUUGGUUCAUAUAUUGUCCAAGCUGCAAGUCACAGCACACCUUGCCAAAUGACAGCGUUAAAAACUUUCCUAAAGAAAAUACACGCCGAACACUACGAGAUUUUGUUCAGCUGAAGAAGAAAACGAAAAUUCCUUGUAGGGAUUGUCCGGAUGGCGGAAUUGCUGGAUUCUUUUGCAAAGACUGUUAUUCCUUUAUGUGUUUUGAAUGUCGAAAAGCUCACUUAAGGAAUUUCAUGUCCCGCAGCCAUACCAUUACCCCAGUCGAUCAGUUGACCAAUUCAGGCAUCGAGCCUUUCCUUCGACAGCAGACCUGCGAUAUGCCUGGACACGAAGGGCAGCAGCUUGUGUACUACUGCACAAGAAAGGGAUGCGAAAAGCCUGUCUGCAAGAUGUGCACCGUCCUAGACCACGAUGAGACAAGUGGACAUAACACCCGACGCCUGGCCGAUGUUUACGAGGACCACAAGGCAGUCAUAAGCAAUCUGACGAAGGACAUGGAAGAUCGAAUCACCUUCACGAAGAACGUGAUGUUUGACACAGAGGAAGAAAUGAAGAACCUGGACAAGAAGUACCUGGAUAUAACAAAAGACAUCGACAAAGAAAUUGACGAGAGCAUACAGAUGCUGGAAGUCAGACGACGAGAACUCAAGGACACCUUGAAAGGAAAAUGCAAAGAUAAGCGUGCCAUAUUACAGAAACAACGAGAGAGUUUGAAGUACACCCUUGUGCUGAUGAAUGCUGGGAAAGAAUUUUCCAGCCAUAUUAUGGCUCACGCGAUGCCUGCUGAAUUCGUCAUCCUAACAGAUACAAUUUCAGCAAGACUCUCCAUGUUAAAAGAUAAGCAAAUUGAAUCAUGUCCUCUAGAAAACUCAUUCUUAGCUUUCGAUAAGAAUCAUAUGGGAUCUGAAUUCAAAGUUUUUGCAGUAGGAAUGGGGAAAAUCAGAUCUACCGCCAUUUAUCCUCCUAAAACGAUGGCGGAGGCAUUCGAUGUCCCAGUCGACAACGAGGCAGAGGUGAUGAAGCUCUUCCUGUACGACAGCAAGGGUGUCCCCCAGAAAGACUCCUUUGAUUGUGUCCAAGUAGAGAUCAGAGAUCCAAAGGGCCGGAUGAACUUGGCUUCUGUUGAAGACGCAAAGACAGUGGAUGGUUGCUAUAGAGUUUACUACACAGCUAGUCAGCUGGGUCAACAUCGGGCCUUAGUCAAGGUGUUAGAUCGCUUGGUCAAGGAGGAUGGCUAUCCAUUCAAUGCAAGGACUCCAGGUGAAAUUGAUAAAAGAUACGGGGACAUUACUUGUCCCGGUUUUACCUUUGACAUUGAAACUGCUCAUGCAGAACGUGAUGUAGCACCUGAUGGAAGGGUCCUUCGCUCUGACGUGACUACACUAAAACGGAAAACAAUACGCGGGUUAAAGAAACCCAGAGUUCGAUCUUUCCCUUGGGAUGAUAACGGACCCAUCAAACAGGAUACCGCAAAAGCACAAGGUAGACUGGAAGCCCUGUCACUGGACGCGCAUUUAGACAUCGUGACGAACGACAAGACGUUUGAAGGGAAGAGGUUAAAGAAGUACUGUGGAGUGGUGGGUACCAAGCCAUUCCGAACUCCAGGACGCUAUUAUUACGAAGUUAAUGUCUCCUAUCGAAUCCACGUGAAUCUCGUGCGUAAUGCCCUGAUAUUUGAGAUUGGGAUAGGGCGAUGGGAAAGCAUACAUAACAGUUUCUACGUAGGUGCGCAAAUGUUCGCUUGGUCUUUCUCUGCUGAAAGGUGUAAUGAACACAAACAACUUUGCCACAAGUUCCGCCACAAGAGGACGCUCUUAUUGCACAGCCCGAUUUCUGCUGAUGUUGCUGGUACUAAUAUGUCGAUGUCCUACGGGUUUCUGUUAGACACUGACAAUCGCCAAUGGACGGUGAUUGAUUGCGCAAGCCAAAAGGUCCUCUACACCUUCCGGAACUUAGACUUUACGGAACCCCUCUGGCCUGUGUUCGGAACCUACAAUCCGUACUCUGCGCACGUGGAAAUGCAUCUGAAGUCAGGGAGUUCUAUCGCAAAAAUUCCCGCUAUUGCAACUCUAGUGUGAUGGAAGCUCUUGAUGGAUAGCCUAUAUUUUUUUGAACCUGAUUUUUUUUUCAUUUUUAC